Molecule: messenger RNA, 1536 nt
Organism: Hydractinia symbiolongicarpus
Lineage: Eukaryota; Metazoa; Cnidaria; Hydrozoa; Anthoathecata; Hydractiniidae
Exons: 5
Coding region: 80-1075 (331 amino acids)
Biological process (GO): protein ubiquitination
Molecular function (GO): ubiquitin-protein transferase activity; zinc ion binding
Source: RefSeq, a predicted model, not a curated record
UAUAUUAUAUAUUAAUUUUUAGGUAUAUUUACAUAUUUUUUAAAAAAUAAUGUGAUUUUAAAAGUGUUGCAAUUUAAAAAUGGUUCAACCUUCUGAAGAAAAAGGUUUAUUACUUGAAACACCAGAAGACACUGACAUCAAUGAUGUGGACAAAAUUAGUACUGGAGUGACAGCUAAAAUUGCACCACACACUGAAAAAGUCAAUUCUGUUGUGAAUGACAAGGAAAAAACUAUAGUGGCUUAUAAGUGUAAAUCGUGUGAUGAUUUGUAUGCAGAUGUGACAAUUGACAAAUUUAAUGGAUUGGUAUUGAGUAAAAGUACAAACUUUAUUAGCAACAACAAAAAUGAAAAGAAUAGUGUAUUAGUGGCUGACUUUGAAACAGUUUUACAACAAGUUGGUUAUUCAACAACAGCUAGACAUAUUACUAUUAAUGAAACUUCAAACCGUUCAGAAACAGUUGCACUAAGGUUGCAACAUUCCCGUGGACAUGUUUACCCUGAACAUCAGGAGAUUGGACCGUGUCGAGUAGUUUUUCACCAACGAUCGUACGAAACAUCACAGAGCUCAGAAUCAGUGAUCUGUAGAAUAUGUCACAGUUCUGGCGACGACCGACUGAUAGCACCAUGUCGGUGCUCUGGUUCAAGCCGUUAUGUGCAUGCUUCGUGUCUGGUCACGUGGUUUAAAAAAAGUGUUAAAAAUCAAUGCGAGCUGUGUAAAUCUGAUGUGAAAAUCCGCAAAAUUAAUCACAACAUUGCUUUGUGGCGCAAACCGGAAGAUCGGCCCAUUCCACUCAUAUGGUUUUCCGUCUUUUUUAUUGGCUUAUUUUUGAACGUGUUGUCAAUAUAUGUGAACGCUUCUGAGAGCUGCAAGUCGACAGCGUGUUUGAUAUUUUACGUGGUGAACGGCUUUGGUAUUAUAUUAGACGCUGCAUUUCUCUGGUUUUGGUUCCAUAAGUGUCGUCACUACUGGAGAAAAUGGUGCGCGUUAAAUCAAGAUUGGUUUAUAGAUGAUUUGGAUGAGGCCAAUGAUGUACAUGUUGAAUUCGUCAGAAGUCAACAUGUUCAAUUUGUUUAAAAGUCAUCACAGUAACACGUAGCCGCAGUUUUAUGCAGCAAACAAUAGCAGAAAAAACCCAUUCGUUAUCGUUACAUAAAAAUUGUUUUUUGCUUUUACUACUACAAUCACUGUUUGGUCCGUCAAAACUAACAAAUCUCACCCACAUCAAACAUGUUCCACCCUUUUUUAUUUAUUGCUCAUUCUCGCGUACAUUUCUUUUACCGAUAUUUAAAGCUAUAUUUCCACUGUGUUUAAAAGCUGAAUAACAAUAUUCUUUUUAAUUGGCUAACUUUAAUUUUUCCCAUCUCGGGUUGUGGCGGACGAUUUACAUAAAGAAGGCCCUAACCUGCACUAUUUAUUAGUCUUAUUGUUAUAUAUAUAUUACUAAAUAUUUCCAGCCUAAAUAAUGUUCUAGUUGUAUUUGUUUGUUUGUUUGUUUUGUUUAAAGACGAUUGUUCUCGUGUUCUUCGUUUUGAAUA